GUGUUGCUUUUGUAAAGGGUGGAUAAAAAUAUAAUGCAAAAUUUGAAAACUGUGGAGCAAAUUUUGUCUGGAUUUGUAAAUUGCAAUCAAAUGUUGGAAAAGAAGAGGAAGAAACGCAAUUUCAUUUGUCUCUCCUAUGGACUCGAGUCAGAUGACAGCGACAACGAUGAUGCAGAUGAGGACGAUAGCAUUUCGAGUUUGAGUGAGGAUGAGAGUGAUGAGGUGACAGAGGAUGAUUACCUAUCUGAUCACGACGAAGAUGAAGACGAAGAAGACGGCGAUGAUGAGUCUCUCUGCAGCAGAGUCAUUUUCCUUCUUCAAGAAUCAAAGAUGGAAACGGUGAAGCACUCUAUCAAAAAUAAUCUUUUAGCAUCAAUUGUACUGAUCUUUUUGAGCAGUUUUGAUAAAGUGACAAGGCAUGGGAGACUUCUAGGAGAGAGAACUAUUGCUGGAAGGGUUGUCAAUGAAAGCUAUGGUGUUGCCAAACAACAACAUACUUUUACCAUCGAAAUAUUGUGGAGCAAGGGGAUUAACAGGUUGCCUACACUUUUUCCUUUGCUUGUGAAGGGUCGUAACCUUUAUAAAUUGAAAACUUUUAGACAGCUUUGGAAUAAUGAAGAAGAAAGAGAACGAGUGCUUGCUGAGAAACACAAACGAGGUGCAGUAGCAAGAUUUGUAAGAGCAACGAGGAAAACAAAGAAGCCAUGGACCACAAAUACAUGUGCAAGACGUCAAAAGCAUUCCCAUCAAACAAGGUUAUCCCAGAUGAGUAAGACAACAAAACCAGCAAAGAGCAGGUAUUUCGAUGGACCCAGAAAAGCUAUGCCUCUGCAACAUGCAAAAUUUCGUAACUAUUUUAAAGAUGCUCCACCAAGGAAUCCAAAGUUCAAGAAAAAUUUAAGGUCAGGAGGGUCUCAGUUAUCUCAGAGACGUUGGAACUUUCAUAGAAGGAAUUACUGUGAAGAUCCAACCCUUCGGUCAUUCACACCUUCCCAGGGUUCUCAUAUGUCUCAAAUAGCAGCAUUCCAAUUUUGUGGUCAUGAUAAGGGCUACACUUCAACCAGGACAAGAGUUCCACAUUUCAAGCCUUUCUCUCACAUGUCCUUGAUGACUUCAAGAAAUCAGGGGUACAACAAUACUAAUAACACCCACCAUUCUUUCUUAAAUCCUAGCCACAACUUUGAACCGGGGGACUUGAACUGCUUCCCAGCGUUGAGGACUGUUAAUAUGCAUUCACAUCAAAAUCCUUCCAGAACCGAGGCAUGUGGACAGAGAAAGAAUGGUUUUCAAUCUGUUCUCCGGUAGGAUGUGUUUCUGGGUAUCUAAACAAAGUAUUGAAUCUUCAGUUGAAUGCACCCAACAGGCAGGUAAGUCAGGGUUCCUGCACUUUUCAUAAUAUAUUGGUGCACGUUUUUUGCAUGCAAGAUUCCAGGUGGUUGCUCUCUUUAACCUGCCAAACUUAAAAUUCUUGUACAUUUGGAGAUGUGUACGAGGAAUGUGUUUCAUACGGCAGCUGGCUUAAAACAAAUAACUCUACCUGCCGUUUAUGUUGAUACUACUUCGAAUUUGACCUCAAAUGGUAUUAUCCCAUUGGAUUUCUACCAUUGGUCUGCAUUUUAUAAAACGUCUGCAUUAACUUCCA
This is a messenger RNA of Mangifera indica (mango), 1642 nucleotides long. RefSeq lists its product as uncharacterized. The coding region runs from base 34 to 1305 and encodes 423 amino acids. Lineage: Eukaryota; Viridiplantae; Streptophyta; Magnoliopsida; Sapindales; Anacardiaceae. The record is from RefSeq and is a predicted model, not a curated record. The transcript has 7 exons.